UCUGAUUCUGAAUAAUGACAAUGAGUUGGUGACAUCCUGAGAAUUUCAGGGAACAAAUCUUUAACAUCACAAUUAAAUUUUGAUGAAAUUAAAUGCCGAUGGUUGUUAGAAUGUCUUUGCCGAGUUUUCCGACCCAACAACCAUGAACCACCUUCCUUCUUCAUCAAACAUUCUGCCGCCCUCUAUAUACAGAUACUCUGGCAUCUGGGGAGAAGCAAUCAAACUAACAAUAAUAAACAUGGCCUUGAAGCAGUGGCUCUGCUUCUCGGUCUUUCUUUGCAUUUGUAUUGGCAUUGGUGUAGCUCAAGUUCCAGCUAGCGCACCAUCCCAACCACCGCCUGUUGCCAACCCUCCCACAACACUCCCAGCUCCGGUUGCACAGCCAUUGCCACCUUCCUCAACUCCACCACCACAAGCUGCAACAACGCCUUUACCACCACCGACAUCACCUCCACCAUUGCCUCCUCCUCCAACACUACCACCACCUUUGCCAGCACCAACUCCACCACCGCCUCUGCCUCCGCCACCCUCAUUGCCCCCAGUAGCACCUCCACUUCCCCCUCCACCGGCUCUGCCUCCGGUAAUCCCAGCACCAGUGCCAGCUCCAACUGUUGCAGUGCCAGCAGUGGCGCCAUCCCCUCCUGUUGAAGCACCAGCACCUGCUCCUGCAAAGGGAAAGAAGAAGCACAAAAGGAGGAAGCAUAAGAAGAAGCAUGCCCCUGCACCUGCACCUGUGGUGCUCAGUCCACCAGCACCAGUUGCACCUGAACCAUCCGAGGAUCUGUCAUCCCCUGCACCACAACCAGAUUUGAAUGGUGGAGUUGCAAUAUACGAGAUGGGAAAGAUGUUUGGAAGGUCGGUGAGAGCUAUUUUGGUCACAUUGGUACUGAUUGCUGUCAUGAGUUAGACACUGUAUUGUACUACUUUGGUUUGCGAGAUUAUCAGUUUUUUUCAUAUGAGAGUAUUCAUUUCCAUUGGUUGUAUUUAUCAGAGUUGGAUGUGUAAUAAAGAACAGGAAUUUUCAGAAAAUACACAGAAAAGACAAAACAAUCAA
This is a messenger RNA of Dioscorea cayenensis subsp. rotundata (Guinea yam), 1054 nucleotides long. RefSeq names its product classical arabinogalactan protein 9-like. The transcript is spliced from 2 exons. Gene Ontology annotation, cellular component: plasma membrane. NCBI's taxonomy places the organism in Eukaryota, Viridiplantae, Streptophyta, Magnoliopsida, Dioscoreales, Dioscoreaceae. Bases 143 to 907 code for a protein of 254 amino acids. The record is from RefSeq and is a predicted model, not a curated record.